CAAGUUUGAGGUAAGAUUUUCCCAAAUGCCUGUCAGCCAAACCUGUGCAGCGACCGAAUCGGAGACCGAAGGGUGCCAGCCGACGAUGCCGAUGAAGUCCCACACUUCGAAGCCAAGAUCCGGGAAGCGUUCGAUGGGGGUCAAGACUGUUAUGAAGGCUUUGAAAAAGGGUGGGGCAUCACGUGGCCGGAAGCCCAAUCAGUCAAGCAAAGGGUUUGUUUGGUGCGCCCGUGGGGUUCAAAGGCUGCCCAAAUUUGGAACUGCCACUGUCAAAUCGAAGCAGUCCUUGUUUGUGACGCCUGUGCGCAUGGAGCUUACCAAAGUUGCCAAGCUCAACUUGAAGGUGGUUGCCCCCAGUUCUUCAUGCAGCAGGCGUGUGAGCAAGAAUGGCAGGAAGAGGAAAUCUCCAGAUUUUUGUGGAGAUCGAUCGUUUCAAUCCUGGAGUUCCAUUCGUGUUUUUUCUGCGACUACCCGUACUAGUGACAAACCUUCGCAGCGUGGAAUUUGGGACUUUGCCAACCAAGUCCGCUACAGCUGUGACUACAUCGAUGCCUGUAAGAAGUUCAACCAAAAGCCAGGGAGAUUUCUGAACCCUCUGGCUGGAGAAUUCUUCUCAGGCUUGCCCUCGGGCUGGACGUCGGCAAAUGCUGGCGCUGUGAACAAGGAGAAGUUCUUCAAGCAAUUUCCAGACAUGCAGCCAAACGCAAACCAGGGCUCCAAGAUUGGAGUGAUCGCUAUGUUUGCCGGCUGCGGAGGAUUGGAGCUUGGCUUGAGCAGAUACUUGUACCCGACUGCGUAUGUUGAGAAGUCGGACUAUUGCAGAAAGAUCUUGCAAUUGCGAAUGGAUGAGGGGUUACUGCACCGGGCAGAAAUCCAUCCGGAUGUUUGCACGUUUGAUGCUUCCAAGUCUUCCGCUGACGGAGCGGGAGGAGGAUUUCCUUGCCAGGGAGUCUCCACGGCCUCCAUCCAGAAAGGCUUGAAGGACCGGCGGACUCAACUGGUGACGCACAUCUUCCGCGUGUUUGACACCCUGCCGUCCCAACACCAGCGAUUCCUCUACUUUGAGAACGUGAAAGCGAUCUUGGGGAAGAAACAGAGCAUGCGAUCUCUGUUCAACUACAUCGUGCAGGCCUGGUUUUAGAAUGAAGUGAAGGCCGCGCACAAGUUCAACGCGCAGGAAACUUCUGGGCGCUCACCGGGAUCGGGUGUUCUUUUUUGGUGCCAAGCCAAAUGAUCCCAUCGUGAAGGCGUUGCGGGUGGAGCCCCUUGCAAGUCUCUUGGAGAAGCCCAGUGUGUGGAACGAGCUGAAUAAGGUCCCGCAGCAUUUGUGGCUGUCGGAGGAGCAGCCGUGUGACCACAAUGAGAGGAUGGGUGUGCUAGGCAAUUUGGUUGUGCCUGCUUGCGCACGAUUGGGGGCUUGUGUGGCGUUGGGCAUGGCUAUCUCUAACGCGCCUGCUCCAUAGACGUCGCUAGCUUUUUCAUAAUUAGAAGUGUCAUGCAGACUCGAGUCAGCCAACCAAUUCAAUUAGCCACGCGUCAGCGAUUGGCGUGUGGUCUUGGAGACUGC
Messenger RNA from Durusdinium trenchii, 1567 nucleotides. Lineage: Eukaryota; Dinophyceae; Suessiales; Symbiodiniaceae. The record is from the annotation of a GenBank genome assembly.